Molecule: messenger RNA, 231 nt
Organism: Clunio marinus
Lineage: Eukaryota; Metazoa; Arthropoda; Insecta; Diptera; Chironomidae
Source: the annotation of a GenBank genome assembly
AUGCCCAAAUGUCUCAUGGCUAAGAAAUGGAAAGCUUAUCCGUGGCCUGAUCGGAGUGAAACGAUUGAGGUCGAAGACGAAGAGGAAAUUGAUGUUGUUGGAGAUUCACCAGCUAACAAGCAAACAACAGCCACAUGCUGGGGACCAUCUUCACCAACUGCCGGAGCAACUGCGCCUUCACCACCGCCUCACUCACCCAAGGGCUCAACUAUUUUGUAUAAUGUGAGUUGA